Molecule: messenger RNA, 938 nt
Organism: Aspergillus japonicus CBS 114.51
Lineage: Eukaryota; Fungi; Ascomycota; Eurotiomycetes; Eurotiales; Aspergillaceae
Product: PITH domain-containing protein
Exons: 3
Coding region: 110-778 (222 amino acids)
Cellular component (GO): nucleus
Source: RefSeq, a predicted model, not a curated record
AAGGUUCUCAGACCACCGCCUCUCGCUCCCACUAGCUGGUCAGCCGACCUUGACUCGACCUUUCAUUUCUUGAAGCAACCACCAGGAGAUUCGAGCAUCAAAUUGCGACAUGUCGGGCCAACACCAUCAUCACGGCCACGGCGGCGGACAUUGCCAUGACGAAGACGGCCACGACCACUCCAAUGACAUCACCCCAGCUAUCCAGUCGCUCCUUUACUCUCAGGUUCAGUUCGACUCUAUCACAACCCUCAACGAGGCGACCCCCAAGUCUGGCGCUGCGAUCGUCAAGAAAACAUGGGCGGAGAGACUCGACGACGAGCCGGAGCUCGAAAGCGAUGCUGACGAGCAGCUCCUGAUGUACAUUCCCUUCACCGGCCAGGUCAAGGUCCACUCUCUGCUGAUCUACACCGCGCCCACCCCCUCCGCCCCCAAGACCCUGAAACUGUUCAAGAACCGGGACGACAUCGACUUCGCAACCGCGUCCGAGUUGUCGCCCACCCAGACGAUCGAGAUCCCCCAGCCCGUUGCCGGAGCUGAUGUCUUCGAGAUCCCCCUGAACCGUGCGCAUUGGAACACCACCACCUCCAUCACGCUGUUUUUCGAGGAUAACUGGAGUGACGGCGAGGAGGACGUGACCAAGGUCGGCUACGUGGGAUUCAAGGGGACUUUUAUGGCGCUGAACCGCGAGCCCGUCAACUUCCUGUACGAGGCCGCGGCUAAUCCGAACGACCAUGUCGCUAUUCAGGGUGUCAAUGGUGUGGGUAGUAGGAUUUUGUGAGCAUGGAGAAAGGAAGGGGUUCCGUGACUCGCUUAGCUGUGGCGCGGAUGGAUUGACUUGAUCUCCGGUCACCGUUGCUGUUGCUGUUGUUACCUGUGCCUGUUGAUGCGGUGCAGUGGUGUUGAUUCAUGAUCGUGCUUUCUCUAGCCAUAGAGCUGGC